Messenger RNA from Zonotrichia leucophrys gambelii, 1619 nucleotides. It is a transcript of the gene BDKRB1, whose product is annotated as bradykinin receptor B1. Gene Ontology annotation, cellular component: external side of plasma membrane; membrane. The record is from RefSeq and is a predicted model, not a curated record. Bases 171 to 1256 code for a protein of 361 amino acids. Gene Ontology annotation, molecular function: C-C chemokine binding; bradykinin receptor activity; C-C chemokine receptor activity. The transcript is spliced from 2 exons. Lineage: Eukaryota; Metazoa; Chordata; Aves; Passeriformes; Passerellidae. Gene Ontology annotation, biological process: response to mechanical stimulus; inflammatory response; immune response.
GUCACUCAGUUGUGCCUCAGGAUGCAUCUUUGAAUUCUCUCAGUAACCUCUGUACUGCUGUUUAUCAACUGUGUCCGAAUUUGAAACUUUGCCUGGAUUGCCAGGAAGGACAAAGAUCAUUUUCUCUCAUUUCGAAGACGUCUCCUGUUCACUUUGGAAUUUUUUAAAAAAUGACUGAAACUCCUCUAGUGAAUAUUACCUCCUCAAACCAGAGUGAACAUCAGAGCAACUCAACUGUUUGCCCAGACUUGGAUGAGUGGUGGGACAUCGUGUACUAUGUAGGACCCAAGUACAUCAACACCGUCUGCGUCAUUGGGAUGCUUGGAAAUGUGUUUGUUCUCUUCACCUAUUCACUGCACAAGGGCCCCCUGAAGAUAGCUGAAAUCUACCUGAUGAACCUUGCUGUUGCUGACCUUAUUUUCCUCAUGUGCCUCCCUUUCUGGGCAGAGAACAUCAACAAUGAGUUCAACUGGCCCUUUGGCAGCUUCCUGUGCCGCAGCAUCAGCGCCUCCAUCACCCUGAACAUGUACACCAGCAUCUACCUGCUGGUGGCCGUCAGCGUGGAUCGCUACCUGACCUUCGUGCACACCCUGAACCACAGGGAGAUAUGGAGCAAGUCCAUGACCAAAGGGAUCUGCUUGCUCAUCUGGUUCUUUUGCAUCCUUCUCAGCGUCCCAGCUUUCAUGUUCCGGACGGUGAAAGACUUUCCCCAGUGGAAUAUUUCAGCCUGCACCUUGGACUUCCCCAGCCCGUCGUGGGAAUUGGCUGAAAGCCUGGUGGGCAAUGUGGUGGGGUUUCUGCUGCCAUCCACAGCAAUCAUCUUCCUCAAUUUCUCCACCAUUAGGUCCCUACAAAGAACAGCAAAAGAGCGAAAAGCAAUCAGAGCAAAGGGUUGCAAGAGGCACAGAGGCACGAAGGCAACCAGGCUGAUCCUCACUGUGGUACUGAUGUUUCUUUUCUGCUGGACUCCUCACCAUUUUUUUGUAUUCCUUGAUGUAUUAUACCAUACAGAAGUGAUCAAAGGCUGCUUCUGGGGGGAACUGAUCAACUUUGGGGAGCAGUUUUCUUAUAUGCUGGCUAUCACCAACAGCUGCAUUAACCCUGUGAUUUAUGUCUUUGUUGGGAAAUACUUCAGGCAAAAGGCUUUAGAAGUUUUUUCACAGUUUAUUCCCUGUGGAUUUCCUUCGAGAUGGGUAUCUUUCAAAGAAAUGUCUUCAAAUUUCAACAUGUUUCCAGUCAAGAGUAGUUUAACAUAAUGGUUCUCAGUUCCUCUUCAUUUUAAUAUUAUAACUUAUUUUAUGCCACUGCAAAUGGCAUUAAAAAUUAAUAUGAAACAUUCUGAUCUGGCCUUCACAGACCAAGCUAAUUAUCUAUUAAAGUAAAUCACUUGAUUGAUUGCUUAUUUUUUCCUCAGGCUAGCUUUUCUAGUUCUGUGUCAUCCAUCCAAAUACAAAAUGUGUGACGCCAGAAUUUUUUACCAAAUUAUCUAACCUGUCUUACCUAUUAACAGUGGCUUAAAAGAAAAACUCUUUGACAAAAUACCAGAAACCUGGUUUCUUUGCAGAAAGCCAUAAGCCAGCUGAAUUUUUUGCUGCAUUGUAUCUGUGAUGACAGCUGCU